Molecule: messenger RNA, 1467 nt
Organism: Daldinia vernicosa
Lineage: Eukaryota; Fungi; Ascomycota; Sordariomycetes; Xylariales; Hypoxylaceae
Product: aspartic peptidase domain-containing protein
Exons: 3
Coding region: 1-1467 (488 amino acids)
Biological process (GO): proteolysis
Molecular function (GO): aspartic-type endopeptidase activity
Source: RefSeq, a predicted model, not a curated record
AUGAGGUUCUUUUCAGCUCUCGCCGCCGUGUCCGUCGCGUCUAUCGCGGCGGCUACCGAUAAUACAAAUUCCCAGAAAGUCAUCCCCGUCAGCUUUGGUAGAUCGACGAACAGGCAGCCCGCGCUCCAUAGACGUGCCGGUACCUAUUCUCAAGAACUGAACAACAACUUGACUGGUGGUGGUUACUACGCUCAAGUCACCGUGGGAACACCUCCUCAAACUGUCGACUUAGUUGUCGAUACUGGGAGCAGCGAUGUCUGGAUAUUAGAUAGCCACGCGAACCUCUGCCAGUCCAAGACAAUGCAGAAUUACUACGGAUACUGUCUAUCCACGUACGAUCCUUCUAAGAGUUCGACAUACUCUAUCGUUUCUCAAGACGAAUUCAGCAUCCGCUAUGUCGACGGUUCGGGGGCCGAAGGCGACUAUAUUCGAGACACCUUCAGCAUCGGUGGAGCUGACAUAAAAAAAUUGCAGAUGGGCCUGGCCGAGAAUUCCACCAUCAACUCGGGUCUUUUGGGUAUAGGGUUUGCUGCUAACGUCGCUGCCCUGACUCCGUAUCCAAACAUUAUGAGCUUGUUUGAAAGUCAAGAUCUAAUUGCCAUCCAAGCUUAUAGCUUAUAUCUGGAUGAUCUAUACGCCGAGACUGGAACAAUCCUAUUUGGUGGUUUAGAUACCCAGAAAUUUAUCGGCAAGCUUAAGAUCGUCGAUAUUGUACCGGACCGCACCGGCAAUUACUCCUCCUUCACCGUCCCGCUCUCAUCUUUGACCACGACCGCCGACAACGGCACGGUGACUAACUACACCCGAUCCAGCGUCUCGGUCAUACUCGAUUCGGGUACUACUUUGACUUAUGUUCCCUACACUAUGGCGAAUCGCAUCUUUCGCGCCUUUGGUGCCGUAGACGACACCUCUGGAACUGGACUUGUCUACAUCAACUGCGAACACCUAAACAACAAUAAUUUUACUUUUGAUUUCCAAUUCGGCGGCAAUGACGGCCCUAUCAUCCAGGUCCCCAUUGAUGAGAUGGUCUUGGAUAAUGUAAAGCAAUACAUCGAACUAGGACUAGAUGUACCGUCUCUACCUUUCGAUAAUGUCUGCAGUUUUGGCCUGCAGGGGAGUUCGGACUAUUAUCUGCUAGGCGACACGUUCUUGCGCUCUGCCUACGUAGUUUAUGACCUCACCAACAAGAAGAUUGGUCUCGCUCAGGCCAAUCUUAAUAGUACUGAGAGCAAAAUUGUGGAGAUCACCAAGUCUGGUAUUCCCGACGCUAGUGGUGUCGCUUCCCAGGUCAUCGCAACGCAGACAACUAGUAGUGGCAAUUCAUCUUCCGAGACUUCUUCAGGCACGUCUGGUAGUGAGACCAGUGAGGGGGCUAGUUCUAAAGUUGUACCUGCACCGAGCUGGGAGGUCCUAGUUAUGGCCGGCACAGAGAUGUGCUUAGAGGAACAGAAGCUUGAUGAGCGUUGA